Lagopus muta (rock ptarmigan) is the source of this 1341-nucleotide messenger RNA. Its product is annotated as macrophage mannose receptor 1-like. Lineage: Eukaryota; Metazoa; Chordata; Aves; Galliformes; Phasianidae. Bases 26 to 1153 code for a protein of 375 amino acids. The transcript has 8 exons. The record is from RefSeq and is a predicted model, not a curated record.
ACGGUUCAUUGGUGACAAGAGGACGAUGUACGGCAACAUCGAGUCCGGGCAGGAGUGGGGGACAGGAGGACCCUGUGGGGACAAGGCCUGCAGCGACCUGCACCCCAUGGAGGAGAACCCCUACGAACCUUUGGACCCCCCCAUCACUGCUCCGAGCCGGAAGCACUCACCUGACCCCCCAGUGUCCCCAGUGAGGCAGGGCUGCCCCCAGGACAGGCUGCUGCUGGUGGGGGCUGUGGCCCUGGGGCUCUCGGUGCUGCUCAACGUCUUCCUCCUCUCCCUCGGGACGAGGCGGAUCGCAGCGCUGACCGCAGCCCUGCAGGACGCGGAGAAGCUGCAGCCCAACCCCGGCAUGGCGUCCCGCUCCUUCCUGCUGUACAACAGAGCUCACGACAUGUGCGUGGAAGCCCGCGGGCGGCAGCUGACCGCCUCUCCGUGCCUUCCCGAAUCGGCGGCCCAACGCUUCCAGUGGCUGCCGGGGAUGCGGCUCUGGAACGCGGAGAGGCGGCUGUGCGUCACGGCGGCGGCGGGGCAGAAUUUAUCCGUCGUGAUGCUGCAGCCCUGCAGGGAGGACGGAAGGUUGCAGCGGUGGGAGUGCGGAGGAGGGGGGCUGCUGGCUCUGGCCGGGCAGCGGCUCUACUUCAACUACGGCAACAACGCGAGGCAGACGGUGAUGCUCUACGUGGGGGACCGCGAGUGGAGCCGAUGGGUCGCGCACGGGAGCGGCGAGGAGCUGUGCGCGCGCUCCUGUUGCCCCGUUUGCCCCCAGGGUUGGACGUAUUUUGGGGGGUCCUGUUAUUUCUACUCCAGCACAACCGAGACGUGGGACGGCGCGUGGGGCUUCUGCUCAGCGCAUGGGGCAGAGCUGCUGGAGGUGGACGGCGACGAGGAGAAGGCUCACCUCCAAAGCGCGCUGCUCGGCUCCUCGUGGCUCGGAAUCAGAGACGAAGAGCUGGAGCGCACCUGGAAACGAGCGAACGGCUCCGUCGUGACCCGGACCCAGGGCCGGCGGCACCCGAACGAAGCGGACGGGGGGCGGCAGCAGAAGUGCGCGGCGCUGCGGCCGGACGGGACGCGCUUCGAGUGGCCGUGCGACAGCGCGCUGCCCUGGGUGUGCGAGGGGCGGCCCUGGGCGUGCGAGGGGCGGCCGUGACGACGCCGGGUUUCGGGGGGGGCAGCGGAGGGGAACCACGAAAAGCCUCCCGCCAUUCGCCUCCGCUGGGCGCCGUGCGAAGCGCGGAGCUGCGGGGUGAGGAUCCGACCCGUGUGCGUCCGCUAUGGGGGGAAGCGGCGAGCGAAAGUCGGGGUCAGCGGGGGGAAUAAAAUGCGAGCAGAGCCAGA